Belonocnema kinseyi is the source of this 2007-nucleotide messenger RNA. It is a transcript of the gene Acat2, whose product is annotated as acetyl-CoA acetyltransferase, cytosolic. The transcript has 9 exons. Bases 348 to 1532 code for a protein of 394 amino acids. The record is from RefSeq and is a predicted model, not a curated record. NCBI's taxonomy places the organism in Eukaryota, Metazoa, Arthropoda, Insecta, Hymenoptera, Cynipidae. Gene Ontology annotation, molecular function: acetyl-CoA C-acetyltransferase activity. Gene Ontology annotation, biological process: fatty acid beta-oxidation.
CGGAAGGGACCAACAAGACGGGCAAGUCACGAGUGUUGUAUAAAUACCUCGAUUUUCGACGAGCUCCGAAAUCUCCUCCUUGUUGUCAGCCAUCUUAGCACCAGUCACUGUUCACACUGUUCGCGGUCGAUCGUAGCGCCACCUGUGGAAUAAUACGGGAAAUGAGGAUACGUCAUGCCAGGUACUUGGGCAACUUGAAUUGUAUACACGACCCUGGUAAAUGUCGUCAGCUUUCUGACAUCGGCUGCUAGGCUAGUUACUACAUAUAUCCGCUACAGCGAUCUCCAGCGGCAGUCGGCGCAUAGUUGUCAGUGUUUUAAUUCAAAAAUUUAAAAGAAUAAUCAAUAAUGAGUGAUCGCGAAGUAGUUAUUGUAUCGGCUGUCAGGACUCCAAUAGGUUCAUUCUGCCAAUCCUUAUCAUCAUUAAAGGCCUCCGAUUUAGGAAGCAUAGUAAUUAAAGAAUGCCUCGAAAGGGCAAAAUUAAAACCUUCAGAUGUAUCAGAAGUGAUAUUAGGCCAGGCAUUGACAGCAGCUCAGGGACAAAAUCCAGCCAGACAGGCAGCAAUAAAGGCAGGGCUUCCUAUUUCUGUUCCUGCUUAUCUCGUGAACAUGCUGUGUGGAUCUGGUCUCAAAUCAGUCACAAAUGCGUACCAGUCCAUCAAGUGUGGAGAGAGUGACGUGAUCGUCGCUGGUGGUCAAGAAAGUAUGAGCCAAGCCCCUCACGCUAUAAAGAUACGGAAUGGAGUGAAAAUGGGCAAUGGAACCAUGAUCGAUACGAUGAUCUGUGAUGGACUAACCGAUGCCUUCAGUCAGAUUCACAUGGGAAUCACAGCUGAGAACAUAGCGAAAUCUUUCACUAUUAGUAGAAAAGAUCAGGACGAGUACGCAGUCAAUUCACAAUUAAAAACGGAAGCUGCAAUUGCAGCUGGAUAUUUUGACAAGGAAAUCGUGCCGGUCACGAUACCUUCGAGAAAAGUAUCAAUUAUUAUAUCAAAAGAUGAAUAUCCAAAAACAGGUUCUACUAUUGGGGAUCUUGAAAAACUGAAACCAGUUUUUGAUCCAAAAGAAGGCACCGUGACAGCGGGAAAUGCUUCUGGGAUAAACGACGGAGCCGCAGCUUUAGUUUUAAUGUCUAGAGAGGCUGCAGCUGAGAAAGGAGUAACUCCUUUGGCUCGAAUUGUCGCCGUUGCUCAAGCUGGUGUUGAACCAAAUAUUAUGGGCACAGGACCUAUUCCUGCUGUCGAAUUAGUUCUAAAAAAAGCUAAUUGGACAAAGGAUGAAGUUGAUUUAUAUGAAUUAAAUGAGGCUUUCGCAGUUCAGUCACUCGUUUGUCUUCGAAAUUUGGGAUUAGAUCCUAAAAAAGUAAACGUAAAUGGUGGAGCAAUUGCUCUUGGCCACCCAAUUGGUGCUUCUGGUGCUAGGAUUUUAGUGACAUUACUUCAUUUGCUGGAGCGGACAAAAACGAAAAAAGGUGUAGCUUCCUUGUGCAUAGGUGGCGGAAUGGGAAUUGCUAUCGCCGUAGAAAGAAUUUAACUUUCGAUUAUAUGGACCAAGAUGUUACUAUUUAAAAUAGUUUAUCUUAAAAAAGUACUGAAGGAUAUUUUCUACAUUCGAAAACUAUAAGUUUGUAUUGUAAACCAAAUUUUUUAACAUCCUUCUUAAAGAUUUAUGCAGAAGAUUUAAGAAAAUAUAAUUUUUUAAAAUCUCAUUAUAUGAGAAAAAAUGACCAAUAAUCUAGAAUAGAUUAAAUUAAUUUUUAAUUAGUAGGCGAUAAAAAAGUGUCCAUAAGUUUGCAAAACAGUGAAGAGCUUGGCAGAGACAAAGUUUUUGUUUUUAAUCUUUAACCUAUUGCAAAACGCACAGCCUUAAGAGAAACGAUAAAGGAUUUGUGUAUGCAGGCAUAAUUGUAUAGUUGCAGAUUAAUCAAAAGCGUGUUAAACAUUUUAAGAAUAAGACUUAAUUUAUUUUUAUACUGAAAAACUAACAUUUUCAUGAGAAAAUAUACAUA